This is a messenger RNA of Pelodiscus sinensis (Chinese soft-shelled turtle), 2714 nucleotides long. RefSeq names its product gap junction protein delta 4 (gene GJD4). Gene Ontology annotation, molecular function: gap junction channel activity. Gene Ontology annotation, cellular component: connexin complex. NCBI's taxonomy places the organism in Eukaryota, Metazoa, Chordata, Testudines, Trionychidae. Gene Ontology annotation, biological process: cell-cell signaling. The record is from RefSeq and is a predicted model, not a curated record.
CCCUGGGAGGGUAAGAAUAGCCCACAAUGGUUGAGAUUACUCCUGUUGCCUUUUGUCUACUUGCAGUUGUCAGGACAGGGGACCCCAGAGGUCUAAUUUGCUUUGAUAAUGCCAGAAUUCUUCUAAAGCCUUCAGAAGCUGAAAGUAUAAACAACUAGUUCCAAGAUGGAGCGCUGGGACUCACUGGGGUUUUUGAUUAUCACUCUCAACUACAAUGUUACGAUGGCAGGAAAGAUGUGGCUUACAUUAGUAAUCUUGCUGAGAAUGUUGGUGAUAGUGCUAGCAGGAUACCCCCUCUACCAAGAUGAACAAGAACGAUUCAUCUGUAAUACCUUGCAACCAGGGUGCUCUAAUGUGUGCUAUGAUAUUUUCUCUCCUGUCUCUCACUUUCGAUUCUGGCUCAUUCAGACAGUGUCUGUUCUGCUACCUUAUACUGUGUUCAGCGUCUAUGUUCUGCACAAGGUAGCCAUGCAUGUUGUCACCGCACAUUGUUCGCCAUGUAGAGAUGUAGGAAUCAAGACCUCAGGUGGCCAUGCAGCCUUGAAUGAACCCUGCAAAUAUACUUCAGUCACUAGCCCAGCCUGCACAACAGAUCAUCUGAGUAUACCUGAUUUUUCUAGGGCAUAUACUGUUCAUCUUUUUCUGAGAACACUGGCAGAGGCUGGUUUUGGAGCUGGGCAGUAUUAUCUCUUUGGAUUUUUUGUUCCUAAGCGCUUUUCCUGUUACCAGUCUCCUUGUACCAGCACAGUUGAUUGCUACAUUUCCAGGCCUACUGAGAAAUCCAUCAUGAUGAUCUUUAUUUGGGGGGUCAGUGGCCUCUCUUUUCUACUUAGCCUUAUUGAUCUAGCCUUUGCUAUCCAAAGAAUGGCAGUAAGAAAUGGACAAAAGAAACUGACGGAAAGUCUCCAUGCAGAGGAUGAGCAUAAUUCAGAUCUACCUCUAGCUGGGAGGCUGAAGGAUUCUCCACCAUCUCCAGAGGACAGAGGCCAUCUAGUGAUACAUGACGGUCAUACCAAUGAAGUGUCCUGUUCACUUCACUCUGAAGAUGAAGAAGAGCUUCAGGUGGAAGAGAAGAUUAUCUCCCAGCAAACUGCCCUCUCUAACCUCAACAGUAAUAGCAAUAAGCCCUGUAUAACAAAAAACAUUGCUGUUAAUCAAGGCAGUAAUGAAGCAUCCCAGUGUAUAAGUGACCAGCAGGGAAUUCCAAACAGGCAGACAAGAAAUGGGCAACAGCAAGCCUUCACCAAAGAGGCCCAAGUCAAGUCUCAUCUUGGAGUUUACUCUUCUGUAAGUCAGAGCAAGCUUUUAGGGCAUUAUUCUUCAGCUGAGCUAAGAGCUUCUGAUGGGCAAUCAAGCUGUAACAGUGCUGGCUACUUGAGAUCCAAAAAAUCUGAAUGGGUGUGAAGAGCAGUGACUGAGCAUUGCAUUUACUGUUCUGGAACGAUACCCAUGUCACAGCCUCGCUGUCAUCUAGUUUCAAAAGAAAACCUCGGUAUAGGUUAAAUUCCUUGUUUUGCAAAUAAAAACAUCCUUUUACAAACAUCCCCCUGGCUGAAUGAAAAACAGGAAGCUGAACUUGCUGUGACUAUGGAAGGGACUGUAUGGAAAUUUUUGAUGACCCCUUCUGGCAGAUUUUAGAUGGUGAAUUUUGCUGUUUGGAAUGUCUGAUGUUGUGUGUUAGCAAUCUAAUACCACCACAUAAUUAUAUUGAUGUGGCUUCUAACUAACUCUUUUCAGACAUAUAAUGAUUUCAUUAUUGUUAUUAUCAAGCAUAAUAUUUUUAUAUUAGUUUGGCUUGUUUAGCUUUUCGCGUGUGAUGGUGAUGUGUUUUAUCAUUUCCUGGGUAGGAACCACAUUAAUUAUUGAAUUGAUAACAGAUAGAAAAACAUUAAAUAUUUAGCUCCCCAGUCCCUGAAGUCUUUUUAAUGGGAUCUGUGUUGAUUACACUGUAAUACCACAAAAAUAUUAGGACAAAGAAACCUUUUGUAAGUCACUGUAUUUUAUCAGCUGUGAGAAGGAAUGUGGGGAACGAACGUUGGUUAAAUGUAUCUUGCAUAGCUCUCAAACUGAUACAUGGAUAGACAGGUGGAUAAAUAAUGCAGAUAAGUGGCAGAACUCCAGAGCUUGCUUAUUUGUCUUUAUAACUAUCUAUUUUUAAACUACCAGAGUCUCUAGCAUACAUUGGAAAGAGCCAGAUUGUGGCUAAACGCAACAAUAAAGUUAAUAGUCCUCUUCCUCCAUUUGCUCAAUGGUUUGUAGUUAUUAAGCUUUGACCUACACUAAUAAUACUAUCCCUUAAUUUCAGGUCAGAGUACCCAUAGCGUGAGCCCAUAAACAUAUAGUGGAUGUGGAGUUCACUGGACAAUGGAACUUUCAGACCUUCUGUUUAACGUGACUAUAAAACUGCCAAUACAUUCUUAGUAAUGUCAGUCUGACUCAAGCCUACUUCUGACUCAGGUGUGCUAAGAAACUGUAAUUGGUGUAGAUGCUCGGUGCUGGAGUACACUACAGCACUAAGGUACCAGUAACAUGCCAGGUAGACGGCAGCUUAGAGGCAAACACUGAAGGUUAGAAGCAAAAACUAAACCAACUAAGACACUUCACUCCUCUGGUGCAGUCUAGCCCUAUCGGAGGAGGGACAGGUAGGACUGAGGUUCAGGGCUUCCCAUAGCCCAGAUUUACUCUUCUGGGGUUCCAGGGUUAAUGGAUUUUGU